Babesia ovata is the source of this 3711-nucleotide messenger RNA. RefSeq lists its product as uncharacterized. Bases 1 to 3711 code for a protein of 1236 amino acids. The record is from RefSeq and is a predicted model, not a curated record. The transcript is spliced from 3 exons. Lineage: Eukaryota; Apicomplexa; Aconoidasida; Piroplasmida; Babesiidae.
AUGGCGUUCUUGCACGGGGUUCUCAGUGGAGUGAAGGAGGAUGAUAACGUUACGAAAUAUGAUAAAGAUGAUGAUAUUAAUAGCAUUAUUGACACUUUACAUGAUAAUGUAGGUAAUGGCCGUGAGGCCUUCGGUGACGCCGUGGAUAAGGUGGACGAAAAAAUCAAGAAAGUUACUGGACCUUUAGAUAAGCUUUUAGAAGGCGGCGAUGAAGUUAAUUUCAAGAAAAUUCCGCAGUUGAUUCAAGACAUUCAAGGGAUGCAAGGCAAGACGUAUGAUGAAGACCGUAAAGGUCUGACGGAGAAGACUCAAGAGUCACUUAACGCACUUAAUAGCGUAGACAAACAGCUUUCUAAUAAGUUGCAUCCUCACGUAAAAUUGAUGCAUAAUGCUGUUGGCACUUUUAGGCAGAAUGCUGAUGAGGACCAUGAGGGGCUGAAGACUGUCUGCCAAAAGGCGGACAGCGAGUUUCAGACGUUGAAUGAUAAUGUUGAGCGGGGGUUCAGCGAUGUUACUUCUAAACUCUAUUUUGAUAUUGACACUCUCAAGCACAAUGUGGCAAACAAACAUAAAACAGCGUUGGAGGCGUCCAUUCAGACAGCGAAGCAGACGCUGGUGGCAGCAGAGAGUAAGGCUAAGAAGUACGUGAGUGGGACGUUUAUAAUUAACAAACGAUCUCACUUCGACGAUAAAUUUAAGGCGAUAGAACAGUUGCUUGCGGAUAUCAAGCACGAUGGGACGUCUGUUGCCUCAGGCAGAGAGUCUAAACUACGUGUUGUAGUCAACUCAGUCAAGGAAGGCAUUGAAGCCUUAGACGGGGAACUGAACUCUGGUGCCAGGCAGAUGGGUGAUGCAAUAGAGAAAGCUGUGCGUGAUGUUGGCGUUGCCCUUGGUCAGUUGGAUGAGAAGGUGCAGGCGGAUUUGCACAGGCUGUUAGGUAGGAUUGAAGCUGCGAUAAAAGGGUAUGUUACAAAACAGGUGGAGGCUAUAAUAACCGGUAUUAAAAGUGUUGAGUAUUAUAGCCAUGGAAAUAAUAAAGGUGUUAAAGCGUUAGAGGACGCUCUGAAAGGAAGUGCUCUGCAGGAGCUGCUUAGACAAUCCAAGGAUACAAAUGGUUUUGGUGGUUCUUUAGAGGGAGCCUUGUAUAGUCUUCAGCAGGCAGCGAUGAAGGUCACAGGACAAGACGAUGUGAAUUCAAUCGACCAGCAUCCCGAAGUUAUUAUCAGCGCCCUUUUCAGCGAUAUUAACAGAAAGGUUGGUAAGAAAUUCAACAACGCCCAUAGAAAGCCCGAGAAUGUCCCAGAUCUCAUGGAAAAUUAUCACAAGUGGGUGACUGGCAAAAAUGGUGCGGAAGCCAAUUCCCUCAAAACCAAAAUUGACGAAAUUAAAAAGAGCCUUGGAAGGUUCUUCAACAGAGGCGAAAACAUAGAUGGUAAUUCGGAAUUCAACCUUGGCGUAGAUGGCAAAUUUUCCGCUUAUCACAAAAAAAGGCAAGCCGCCGUCACCUCCAUCACCAAGAUCCUAUCCAAUAUCGAGACGCUUGAAAAAAUUCCGGAGGCUGUUAAACAAGCCAGGAACAGUGUUGAGGGAUUUCUCAAUGAGAUUAAUCAGAACUUUAAAGAUCUUAAUACCCAAGUUCAAGAGACUAUCAAAACUCUUGAACAGGCCUUGCGAAAUUUGACUUACAUGAUCCAAGACAUCAACGCAGAAAUCGAUAGUGUCCACGCCAAUGUGAAAGAAGCCCUCCAAAAAUUCCACGGAGAGUACAUAAGAGACUCCAAAAAUGCUCUUACCAACCUAAAAAAAGAGGCCCUCCAACAGUACGCGGAGUCCAAGAUAAAGGAGCUUGAGAACCUGAUAGCAUUAGUUACAGAGCACAAUGCUAAGAUCGAUAAAAUAAUCGACGAAGACAAAAGGAGCAGCACAAAAGGCUUACUAAAGUGGAUGAAAGGUGAUGCAGAUUAUAAGUUAGAAAACAUACAGCAAAUUGUACCUGCGCAGCUUAAGCCAUCACAGCAUUCCGAAAAGUUUAAAACAUUGUCCGAGAAACUACAACCGUACCUUGAUAAAUUAUUAGACUAUAUAAAACACCACGUUAUGAUUCCAGGGGAGCGUCCAUCACCAACCGAGCAAUCCCAGUUGGUGUCGAGCAUUAAGACCAGACUGGACACUUUACUGGAAUACCUUAAAAACCAUAAUGAUAGACAAGUGAAAAAUAAUACCGUAAAAAGAAUUCAUACAUUUGACGAUGUCUCCACAAGAUACCUUACCGAAUUAAAUGAUUCCAUCUCCGCCCUCUCCCCUUCCAACUUCCACGGCUUCCACAAUCCGCUGCUCCUCGACGCCCUCAAGGCCGGCAUGACGCAAUUCACCGAGCAACUCUCACACGCGUACGUGAACGCUUAUAGCGGUCAAAAACGUACAGAUGACUGGGUGAAAGAGGAAACAAAAAUGGUGGACGAUCAACCACAAAAAAUUACAGUCCUCUCCACCGAGGGCCGCAACUGCGCCAAGGUCUGCCUGACCAUACUGGAGAUGAUGCGUUAUGAUUUCAAUGAUUUACUCAGUGGAUGUUCCGAGAGUGCUAGUAUACAAAUUAACUUAUACAAUAACCAGAAAUUAGGCCGCUGGUUCAGGAAGCGCGGUUUCAAGGUGAAUUCCGAUUCAGGAAAACAGCACGGUGAAUUGCAAGAUAAACAGAGUAUGAGGGGGACGGAAAUAAAAACAUUGCUCAACAAGAAUAUUGUUGGCGCUUCCGGCAUUGAGGUCCUCAAAAUGUGGAAGCAAGAGUGGAUGAAAGAACAGGAUGAGAAAAAGUCUUAUAGCAAGCAGCAAGGCGGCACUCUCAUUACACAUAAAACAGUAUAUAACACAGAACAUAUUAACCUUCUCGACAUUAUUCGUUUCCUGAAGGUACCACUUGGAGCAUAUUACCGUUCCUCUCACCACUUCCUCCCUCCAAAGCCCCGAUCCCCGUCCAAUGUAUAUCAGAUGCUCCAAUGGCUUCUCGGAUUGUAUUUCAAUCCGAUGUAUCAGAAGCUGGAAGCGCACAUUGCCCAAUUGUUUGCUGGUCUAAAGGCGCAGUAUAAGUUAGAACAUCCACACUUAGAUGUCACCGUACCGGACGAUUUAAAAAAGUAUAUUCAUUCACCUCUCAGCUCUGAGCAAUUGACCACUGUACUUCGCAACGUGUGUCUGUAUUCCGAAGACACGCUGACUGCCUUCCUCGGGCGUGGCCACGCAGACGGCCGGUACGCCGUUGAGUUUUACACAAACUCAGAUCAAUUAUUGUAUCCUACUAGCGUCGGUACAUGUUUUGACAUGUUGGUAGAUACAUCAUUUAGAGUCUAUAAUCAACUCCGUUUUGUAUAUAAACAGUGUAACAACGGGACUAAGAGCGGUGGUUGGAAUGACUGCUGGUAUGGUCAACAUGUCGGCGGUUCCUCAUGGAACUGCAACACAAAGCAAUGUGCCAACCAAAACUGUCCCCAAAUAGCUAACCAAAAGACCAACCAAAGCGCUGACCAACGCUGCGAUCAACACCCUAUCUGCGGUGUGAAAUCUCCACUCAAUCGUUCCUUGAAGAUGGGUUACCAGGCUUUCUACCUCAUUCAUUUAAAACACCUGGUUGUAAGCUUACGUGUACAGUGUCCAACCACUUUGGAAAGCCGUGUCUCACUCCCAUGGGCUUUGCCGAUAUUAGCAAUGUAG